Messenger RNA from Cimex lectularius (bed bug), 1932 nucleotides. RefSeq names its product lysoplasmalogenase-like protein TMEM86A. The record is from RefSeq and is a predicted model, not a curated record. Lineage: Eukaryota; Metazoa; Arthropoda; Insecta; Hemiptera; Cimicidae. The transcript is spliced from 7 exons. Gene Ontology annotation, cellular component: membrane. Bases 589 to 1188 code for a protein of 199 amino acids.
AAACAAAUCUAAAAACUUCCGCUGUUCUUAAAGUUUUUAUUAAGGGGGGGUUAUCUCAAACAAUUAUUCAUACUUAUUGUGUAAUAGUCUUCUUUUAUUUAUUGAUUUAUAUUUUCAAUUUUUUAAUGUCAGUCGUAAGGCAAAUUGGGAGGUGGUCUGAGCAUUUUCAGGAUUGAACUUGACUAAAGUUGAAAAAAACGCCAAACAUAAAUUGAAACGCAAAGAGUGACUGCAAACGUUCAACAAUCUGUACCUGAACAAAUGCUAUGUUUUAAAUUGAAGAAACAAGAUCACAAAGGUCAAAUAUAGGAACGAAUUCCUUUGAUAGCAGAGAUUAGUGGGUUUACAAUUCACAUUUAUAUGUAAUCACUUUUGAGCACAUGAUUAAGUUUAGAUGUUUUGUUUAAACAAAUAAAUCAGUCGUAUCAGCCGAUGUGUUUUUAUUCUAGUUAAUUUUUUUUUUGGUUAUUUUAUUUUAUUACGGCUGAUUAACUUCUUUUGUUUUUCCAUAUUUUAUUUUAAGAAUUUCAAAACAAUAUUUUACUGAGGCACAUGCACAGGCACACUUGAGAGAUUAGCUAAAUUGCAAUGCUUCCCAAGAUUCUUACGCGGCCAGAAAUUAGCUACCCAUUAGUAGCAUUUUGUGCUUUCUCCAUUUUAUACCUCUUCUUUUACGAUUGGGUACUGCUUCAUGGCUUAUGGUUUGCAACAUUUUUAAAAUGUUUGCCGAUAUUCUGCCUAUGUUGGCUCGCUUCAGUUGAUUCGCAUAAAAGGUCAAAAGAGCAAAAAUUUAAAAAUAAAAUUUUGUAUGGCCUACUAUAUUCAAGCCUCGGCGAUGCACUUCUGAUGUGGGAUUAUUUCAAAUUAGGCAUGAUAGCGUUUGCGGUCGCACAUAUAUAUUAUAUCGCCGCAUUUGGUUUUACAUCUCUAAAAAUUGAGUAUGGCUUUGUACUUUACACCCUCUGUAUAAUCAUUUUAUAUAUGUUGAUCCACGGGCUUGAAGGAGUAUUGCAGUAUGCAGUACCUGUUUACAGUUUUAUACUUGUAACUAUGGUGUGGAGAUCACUAGCAUUUACACAUAACUUGAAAGAAAAAUUCUGUAUUUUAGAAGGAUUUUAUGUGGAUGAACAAUGUGAUCCGAGUAUCUUCGGUUUCGUGGAUGCUUUCCGAUGGCCUUUUGGGAGUUAAUAAAUUUUUGUUUCCAGUGCCAUUUUCUCAGUUUCUGAUAAUGUUUACUUACUACUUCGGCCAGCUGGGAAUAGCAUUGAGCACGCUAACAAAGUGUAAAGCUUAAAGGGCGGCAAAUUGUACAACAUAAAACUCUUAGGAAUAUUAUAGGCAAACAAACAAAAAUCUGUUUAAUGUAAGAACCCACCAAGAAAUUUUAUUUUUAAUAGUAUUUCUUGACUUUACAACUUCCACGAGUUUUUUGGCUGGUUCAAACUGCCUUAUGAAUUAUCAAGUCUUCCAGAUUUUUCAUAAAUGGUUACUAAAUCCAUUCCUACUGGAAUAAAAACCACUAGUUUUUCCUUAUUACUUUUUUUUAACUUCUCUUAGAGCAAACUUAAAUUCUUUACUUGAAAUAUUAAUACAAUUUCAAAUAAUCUCAGUGUUUUUACAUAGUUGCUUUGUAGUAAAACUCAAGCUUUCAAUGGCAUUAAAAAAUAAAUAAAUAACCAAGAAUGAAAUUGAAAUGUUAGGCCUUUAAUUAAUGACAAUUUUUUCUGUCUUUAAAGUUUUUUCAUUAUUAUUAUUAUUAUUAUUUUGAAAAACGUGUUAAUGUUGUUCCAUUUGGUGAAAUUAAUGUGAAAACUAAUUUACAAAAUAUAUGUUUGAAGAAAUGGAAAUUUGUAAGUAUUUGUAACUAGUCUUCCCUGUUAAGCAAUAUUGAUUAUUUUAUUAUGAAAUAAAUAUUGAUAUUUUAUAAAUUUA